CUCUGUACUGGGUAAGCUAAGUCAAGUGACCUCAAGUAUUUGCCUUGACGACACAUAAGGAACAGAUACAAACCUACACUAGAGCUGAAGUAACAGAGGAAAAUAUAGCAUUUCACUUCUCGAAAUGUAAGAGACAAUCGUUACAAACACAGGUGGAGAAUCCAACAAUGCAGACCAUGGAUAUUGAUGAGGACACGUAUCCCAACAAGCCCAGUUUUACAUUUUCAGGUAUCAAUUCAAGUACAAGCACACAGCUUUUGUUCCUUACAAUCCUGGAUGAUAUAAGUAUUUUAACAUUACCAGAGAGAGUUCAAAGAUCCUACAUGAUAUUUCUCUGUGAUUCAGCUAAUUUUCAGUGGUGGAAGAGACCCUCUGGAGUUGCUGCAGUGUGCCUGGGGCUGCUGUGUGUUCUUCUAUUGGCUGGUAUCAUAGGCCUGUCUCUCUAUUAUGGAGUCAUUGAUCAUCACUGCUCAACAGAGAGAGACCAACAGACCAGUUACAGCCUUCAGACUAAAGAAGGAGAUCAGCAACCCACCAGCUAUCAUAACUUGACUAAAGAGGGACAACAGCUACAGAGCAGUUACAACACCUUGACUAAAGAGAGAGACCAGCUACAGAGCAGUUACAACACCUUGACUAAAGAGAGAGACGAGCUACAGAGCAGUUACAACACCUUGACUAAAGAGAGAGACGAGCUACAGAGCAGUUACAACACCUUGACUAAAGAGAGAGACGAGCUACAGAGCAGUUACAACACCUUGAAUAAAGAGAGAGACGAGCUACAGAGCAGUUACAACACCUUGACUAAAGAGAGAGACGAGCUACAGAACAGUCUCACCACAAGGACCAAAGACAGGGACCAGCAGCAAAAUAGUCUUAAAGUUAUGACUGCUGAAAGGGAGCAAUUACAGAAUAGUCUUAACUCAAGGACCAAAGAGAGAAACCAGUUGCAGAAUAAUCUAAAUACCAGGACCACAGAGAAAAACCAGCUACAGAAUAGUCUCACAACCAAAACUAAGGAGAAAGACCAGUUGCAGAAUACUCUCACCACAAUAAUGCGGGAGAGAGACCAGUUGCAGAAUAAUCUAAAUACCAUGAUCGCAGAGAAAAAACAGCUACAGAAUAGUCUCACAACCAAAACUAAGGAGAAAGACCAGUUGCAGAAUACUCUCACCACAAUAACUCGGAAGAGAGACCAGUUGCAGAAUUAUCUAAAUACCAGGACCACUGAGAGGGACCAGCUACAGAAUAGUCUGAAUACCAGGACCUCUGAGAGAGACCAGGUACAGAACAGUCUAAAUACCAUGACCUCUGUGAGAGACCAGCUACAAAAUAUUCUAAAUACCACGACCACUGAGAGAGACCAGUUUAAAACGAGGCUUAGUUUCUAUGAGAAACCCUGUCUGGAUGGAUGGUGGAAGUUUGGCACCAGCUGUUACUAUGUCUCCUCCACGAUGGACACAGGCGGGGGCGGUCAGAAGGAGUGCAGAACAAUGGGUGGAGAUUAUGUUAUUAUAAACAGCAGAGAAGAACAGAUAUUUAUCAAUGGAUUUAAGAAGAAUGUCUGGAUUGGUGCACUUAAACAAGAUGGAAUCUGGAAGUGGGUUGACAGCACACCAUUUAACACUACCUAUUGGAUGGAAGGGGAACCUAAUAACUUGAAUGACAAGAUGAAUUGUGUUGAGAUCUCACAGACGGCAUCAGACCCAUUGAAGAGUUGGAAGGCUGCAACAUGUACUUCAAAUUACUGGGUGUGUGAAAAACCGUUCACACCAUAGUCUAAUUAUAGUAGCUAAUGUAAGUUCUUUCACUGUGUUAGGCUGAACCUGUUUUUGUUUCUAUGUGUUUGAAAGAUGUAUUUGAAAAAUGUAUUCAUGUCUUUAAAGAGACCAGAGCUAUGUGGAGUUUGUUCACUGUUCAUCAGGCUCAGGGGUUUGGAACUGUUGUUUAGUAGACUAAUUGUGUUUAAUUAUUUUAUUUCUGUACCAUAUUUACAAUGUUUGUGGUGUGCAUAAUAACAAUUUAAAAAUA
Molecule: messenger RNA, 2031 nt
Organism: Salvelinus fontinalis (brook trout)
Lineage: Eukaryota; Metazoa; Chordata; Actinopteri; Salmoniformes; Salmonidae
Product: centromere-associated protein E-like
Exons: 5
Coding region: 168-1778 (536 amino acids)
Molecular function (GO): signaling receptor activity
Source: RefSeq, a predicted model, not a curated record